UUCAUCAAGUCCCAGUCUCUGUCUCUCUCGUGCGCUGCAUUUCAAGAUGGCUUCCUCAGGAAAGAAGGGUAAGACGAAAUGGAAGCCCGUAGAAACUUCUCAAAUCAUCAAUCCAAGUGUAACUCGCAAACUGACUACCAGCAGCUGGGCUGAUGAAAGCGUCAACGAUCUUGAUGAUACGUACGACUUUGGUCGCAAGGCUACUCUGAAUGUCGCCCUGCCUACUGCUCCUAGAGCUGCACGAGGCCCUGAGAAUGAUGCAAACAUACCCAAGGAACCACCUUUCCAAGCAUAUCUGUCUAACCUCUCCUACGAGGUUACUGAGGAUGACCUACAUAACUUCUUUGCUGAAUUAAGGGUGAAGAGUGUGAGACUUCCUCGGGAUGAUAGAGGCAACAACAAAGCUAAAGGAUUUGGUUAUGUUGAAUUUGAGGACCGGAACAGCUUAAUUGAAGCACUGAGCAUGCCAGACACUACAUGUAAGAAUCGCCGUAUGCGGAUUGAAGUAGCAGAAAAUGGAGACCAGGGACGUGGGGGGCGCGGUGGUCCCAGAGACCGUGGUCCUAACGAACCUGAUCGUACAAUGGGAGACUGGCGAUCCGGCCCUCGCAUGGCUGAAAACGAUUCAUCAGAUAGAGAUGGGUAUAGAUCCGGCCCUCGUAGGGAUUACGGAGGAGACCGAGGUGGAAGUGGAAUGUACGACCGAGACAGGAGGCCUGGAGGAGGAUUCAGGGACAGAGACGAUGGCUUCCGCAGCCGAGACGGGGGCUUCAGGGAAAACCGUGGGUUUGGUGACAGGGGUGGAUUUAGGGACGACCGAGGAGGCGGGUUCCGUGAUGAUCGUGGGACUGGUGGUGAUUUCCGCUCAGGUGGUUUUCGGGAUGACCGUCCUUCAAGUGGUGGUUUUCGGGAGGACAGGGAGCGUGGAGGAUAUGAUCGUAGGGGAGGUGGUGACUACGAUAGAGACAGAGGUAGUACCGGUAGUACCUGGAGAAGAGAGCCUGAGAGAGAUCGUGGUGUAGAACCACCACCACCACCAUCUGACAGAAAUGAGCCUAAAACAAGGACAAGGCUGAACCUCCAACCUAGAUCUCGGCCUUUGGAGGAGACCAUGAGUAACGACGGGUCUUCAGACACUGCAUCUGUGACUAGUGUAGGAGGCCAGAGUACUUCCUCGUCAUCAACCGCAACAUCUAUCUUUGGUGGCGCACGUCCUGUAGACACAGCUGCACGGGAACGUGAGAUUGAGGAACGUUUGGCUAAACAGCGUGAGACCACUCCUGCUACCCCCAGCACCACUUCUCGUGAAGAAAGCAGGCUACCAACCAAUCACACAGCAGGGCCAGCGACACGUGACACUACAAGUGAUGCACCCUCUCCACCACAGCCAUCCCCUUUGGAACCGGCUCCCCCUCCCAAGGAAAAUGCUUGGGCUCGUAGAUCACAGCAUCCGCCAUCGUCUCAGGUUAACAAUGGAAGAAUAAGCCCUCACGAUGAUGGUGAGGUAAAUAAACAAAGAGAUUCGUCUCCUAACAAUGAACCCCGGAAAUAUCAACCACCUAGAAAGAACGCACAUGAUGAGAAGAAGAGAGGUGAGUCAGACGAACGAGGUCCACCCAGAGGGGAGGGAAGAGGUCAAGGAGGUGCACCAAGGGGAGGUGGUGGCCUGCGGAAUCCUGACACCCGCCAACAGGCUCCUCCGGCUAAGCCAAGAGAGCCAAAACGAGAGAUUGACGAUUCAAUAAGAAUGCCUAAGCUUCAAGAACAUCAAACCCCUAAUUUUGUGGGUUCAAACAAAUUUGCUUUUUUGGAAGAGUCCGAGAGUGCAGCAGAUUAAGUAUCCGUCACUUUUUUCCCAUCACUCCUGCUGCCACUUUGUAUUUUAAUUCAAGUAGACCUCUUCAGAUUUAUACCUCUUUUGUUUUGUGUUAAUUAGUCUAUUGUUAGUAAGUUACGAUUUGUUACCUGUUGUUAUUGUAACUUAAGUUCAAGUAAUCAGAAUAAUUCAACUUAAGGUUCAGGUCAUUUGCAGAAUCUAAUGAAUUCAAUUUGGUUACCAAUCUGGCGCAAUUUUGAUAGAACUUGUUACAAAUUUAAGCUUAUAUUUAGAGUGUAGACCUUUUGUAUAACUGAACUGUUAGUUGCUAUCCUAUUCUUCUUGUAAAUACUGUAUAUGUCUUAACUUGUAAAAUAUGGAAACUACAACAAAAUAUUAUAGUAGCUUAUUGGUUAAUGACUAAAAACAACUACUAAGUAGGUUAUUGGGAAUAGACCAAAAAUAUUUUAAGGGUAUUUUUUAAAGAACGCUAUAUAAAUUAACAAAUGUUUGUUUUGCGAACUGUAUUGUCGACUAAUGAUCGAUUAAUUUGUAAAACUGUGUGCCAUUUGCUCUUUCAUGCUUCUCAAAGGUCCAUAAACUCCCUUUUGUUCAAACAAAUCAGGACUGGAUCCUUGUAUUAACUAAAAACAGUUUAAAACCAUCAAAAUGAAUGGAUACAUUCUAGAAACACACAUUAUGUGCGGAGUGAUGUAUUAGAUGGAAGGCUUUUAUUUAUGUGGCCACAGGUAAAGUGACACGACAGUGUUUUAUACAUUGGUGGGGAGUCUAAAUAACCAUUUAGUCAGUCCAUGAUCUUUUCCUAUUCUAUUACUUAAUAUAUUUAGUGAAUUUUCUUCCCUUUAGCUUAUUUAAUUUGUUCUAAGAACAAUAAAAUGUACAUCUUAAAUCAUUUUAAACAAUGGCUUCUAAUCAAAGAUUAGUUUGUGUAUUUGAAUGGUGAAAAUAUCAAUUUUAAAUGUGUAGUUUGAUUUGUUGUCAAUUGCUCAGGUAGCACUAUUUUUUUUAAAAAAACAACAUAGUUGUGGAUACUGUUAAUUUUGGUUUGUCUCAAAAUAUAGAGUGACAGCGGGUGUAGCAUUUACUUGCAGUGUUUUUGUAAAUUCAACUCUGGGGUUGUAAACACUUAUGUUGUCGGACUCAUUCAUUAUUUCUUUAAGUUUUUUUUCGGGUGGUUAUUUUCAUUAUAACGUCUAAUACAAGAAAAUGUUGUGGUGUAUUUAUAAAAUAUCUGUUUGUAUUAUAUCUUAUCGUAGUAUUACAUCUUUUGUCUAGAAUUUUUAUAAGGAAAUUAAUGUACAGUGAGAUUUAGUUGAACCGUGUAAAACAUGCUAUGAUACCUUUGUUAGGUCUUGCUGAUUUUCAACUACCUAUUGUACCUACUUUAUCGUGAACAUAGAAAUAAAUAUCUUAACCCAUAUCUCUGUGGACAGAUUUAUGUUUAUCUACGAAUUGAUUUUUAACUUAAAACUUACUUCAGUAAAUUCUAAUGAUUUUAACAUUCCAUGUGAUUUAAUAUAUUUAGAUGGGAUAUAUAAUAUCAAAGACAAGUACCUACCGAAACUAUAAUUUUUUCUCUAUUUGCUUGAAGGUUUUUAAUAAAAGACUGCUGUAUGUAAAUGUAAAUUCAUCGCAAUAACUAAUAAUGUGGCCACAGAGAGCCAAACCGGGCUAGGUCGCUCUGUAUUAUGUUGCUUAAACUAGUCAUACAUUGCAAACCUGGUUCUUUUUGGCAACUGUUAGACUGUAUGUUUGUUUGUAGUGCCCCAGUACUAGUUUUAUAUUAGUAUUGUUUUCUGUGAGAAUGGAACAGUUUGUUAUAAAUAAACUAUGCUAUCUUU
Molecule: messenger RNA, 3678 nt
Organism: Macrosteles quadrilineatus (aster leafhopper)
Lineage: Eukaryota; Metazoa; Arthropoda; Insecta; Hemiptera; Cicadellidae
Gene: eIF4B
Product: eukaryotic translation initiation factor 4B
Exons: 12
Coding region: 47-1837 (596 amino acids)
Molecular function (GO): RNA binding
Source: RefSeq, a predicted model, not a curated record